Messenger RNA from Coccomyxa subellipsoidea C-169, 4932 nucleotides. RefSeq lists its product as hypothetical. NCBI's taxonomy places the organism in Eukaryota, Viridiplantae, Chlorophyta, Trebouxiophyceae, Coccomyxaceae. The transcript is spliced from 17 exons. Bases 1 to 4932 code for a protein of 1643 amino acids. The record is from RefSeq and is a predicted model, not a curated record.
AUGACCAACGAGAACGUCUCGACAGCUCAGCGCGAAACUCUUUUGGGCCUGACUGGACUGGUGGCAGCGGCCUUGGCAGGAUAUGCUGCCCUGUACCUGGCAAUCGGAGGGCCCUUUGCGCCGGGAGGUGCCCUGUGGGGUCUCUGCGUGCUGUGGGUCACCGGCCAUGUGGCAGGCUACAUCACAGCCAAGUGCCGCCUGCCUCCGCUGCUGGGCAUGGUUCUGGCAGGGCUGCUGCUGAGGAACACUGGAGCGCUGACAGCCGAGGGGGUGCCAUUGGAGCUGUCAGGGAAGGUGAGGUGGGCAUGCAUGGCGCUGAUUCUGCUGAGGGCGGGACUUCUUGUCAAGCUGCGCGCAUUCAGAACAAGGGCAUUGAUGGUACUGCAAUUGGGCGCACUCCCCUGCAUUAAGGCUGCCACCACCUAUAGCGCAGUCCUGGGGUUGCUCUUCAAGAUGCCUCCGCUGUUGGCGCUUGCCGGUGGCUUUCUUCUGGCGCCGGCGUGCGCGCUGUCGAUGUCCACCGACCUGCAAUCCCUGCAGCAGAGCGAGGAAGCCCGCCCGUCCAUGACUGCCGGCAUGCCGGAGGUGCUGACAGCCGCCAGCGGGGCGAGCAUCGCGUUAUCCACCCUUUUCGCGUCCCUGUUCUGUCUGCUGGCGUUCCCUCACGGUCCCCCCAGCCUGAUCUGGCUGCACCCGUUAGUCAGCGCGCUGACUGGAUGCGCGGCUGGCGCUGCAGCCGCUGCGGUGUGCUCCCAGCGCCUGUUCUGGCGCACCCCCUGGCAGCAGACUGUCAUCGCCCUGCUCGUAGCUCAGACCCUCGCCUUCCUGGGGUUCCGCUAUGAGUACUUUGGGGCAUCAGUUCUAGCGCUGCUGGUCAUGGGCUGCGGGCUGAGCAGCUUCUGGGAUUCUGCCCAUCCGCGACUGCUGACUCUUCCAGAGCCAGUCAGAGCCAAAACUGCGGAAGAGGUGGGCAGGCGACUGGACGUAAUCUGGACACUGGCAGCCGAGCCGCUGCUUCUCAGCUUGGCCGGCGCGUCAGUGUCUUUUGCGGCUCUGCCUCACAUGGCCACAGCAAAGUGCCUGGCCGCCGUAGCAAUCGGUGUGUGUGUCAAGUGUCUGGUCUCCUUCUUUGGCCUUUUUGGAACCAGUGUCUCAUUGAAGGAGCGGGUGCUCAUCACUAUCUAUACUCUCCCUCAGGCGUCGGUGACUCUGACAAUGUGCUUCCUGCCAAUGCAUUUGGCGGGGCAAUUUGUGGGCGCCUCGUCAGACAGCUUUGCCGAUUAUCACCGAUGGGCCGAUGUGCUGGCAAUGACUGCGAUGAUGGGUGUCAUCGUUGUGACGCCCCUUGCCAGCGUGGCAAUGCAACUGCUUGCUCCCCGGCUGCGGGAGGCGCUGCAACAGUCAGCUCCAGUGAGUCAACCCAGCGGCCUUGCCGGCGAGGAGAUGGAAGCUGCCGGGCAGCUUCCAGCGCGCAUCAAGGCGGCUGCCGGCCGCCGGCGCAGCGACAACCCUUUUGCUGAUGUGGUGCCGUUCGGCGGCAACACAUCAGCGCCAGCUGGCAACGCCGCUCCUUUGCUGACCCGCCUUGUAGCUGGAGGCAUAAAAAUCCGCAGCGGCGGAGAGAGAACAGGCAGCAAAAGGCCGUCAGAUGAAGAAUCCCAGCUACUGGAAAACAGUGAAGAGCAUCAGCCAUCUAGCUCAAUCUACAUUACAGCCGCGGCAGGCGCUCCUGAGAUUGAGCCAGAAACCUCCGCGGAAGGAAAUAGAGCACCUAAGUAUGACUCACUCUCGGAUGAGUCAGCACAUGCGCGGCUGUUGGGAUCGCACGAGACCCAAGAACCAUCUUGGAGCACGAGAAUUGAAGGCGAGGACACAAGUCAGCGCGAGACGGGGAAUCCCUUCGCGUCAUUUCUGGGCAACCCGUUCGGGCUGGGCAGGACUCUGUCCAAGCAUUUCGGCAGCUUCAGGGCAGCCGGCGGCUGGGUGUCCCCCGGGGCGUUCUCUGCGCUCAAGGAAACCGAGAUAGAGUUGGCGGAAGACCAGCCAACCGCCAACAACCCAAUGUACGACCCGCGCUUCCAGGACUAUGUGGUCAACACAACAGAGGCCUCCUUCCAUGCAAACCCCACAUUUGGUGCCGCUCCUCAGAGGAACCUUGCACCAGAUUUGCAUGCGUCAGAAGACAGAAGCAUGGACGUAGACAUGGAAAGAGAUGCUGGGAAUAUGGAGGAAGGAGGUGCACUGCUGGGCGCGCCAAAUCAGGCGGCGGCAGCUGACUGGACCGCGCUGAGCACGCUGCGGCGCAUGUCGGCGGCAUUAGUCAGCGCUGUGUCAGCGAACGCCAAGCGCGGCAGCGGCCAGCUGGCAGGGGAAUAUGAUAAAGCUCCAGCAACUCAGGAACCCCUGGAUAGGGACUCUUCAGUGCUCCAAAGACCCCUGGAUGGCCAAGGCGGCUGGCUGCCGAGUCUGGGAUUCCAGCAAAAAAGGACAUCAGAGAGCUUCCUGUCUGGGAACCAUGCAACGCGAACGCUGGAUAAUCUGGCUGGUACUCUCACAGCAGGGGAAGAGAGCGCGUCCAUGCGUGACAGCGGAGAUCUGAAUUUUGCAGUGACAGAUGGGUUUGAGCUGGAGGAGCUGCCCGGACGGGCACAUCGGCUGCCCAUCACUGGGCAACUUAGUAAUUAUUUGACAGAAAGGGUGGCGAUCAGCUUUGACUUUCUGGAAGACGGCACUGCAGAGCAAGCUGCCAAUAAAUCCGGCACCUCUGCGGUGCUAGAACAACAGGAAAAGGAGCGGUCAUCGGACUAUGCGCUGUUCGCACAGCUGUCGGCUGCGGCCGCAUCGGGGGAAGAGUCUGCUUCACGAUCAGCGCCCUUUGUGUUGGGCUAUGAAAUACCCUUUGACACCGCCACUGAGGUGGAGCCUGCUGAGCCCGCUGCGGAGGCAUCAGCUGCAGGCGGCUUCACAUUUGCGCAGCACAGCCCAAAUUUGAGCCCGGCAGACAUCAACCCAAUACCCUUCAUCACCCCUUCAGCAACCCUUCUCCGUCAGGGGUCAUCAACAGGCCACGUGCUGUCCACGUCAGACUCAUCCAGCGAUCCAAAUCAGGCCGCACAUCCGAAUUCAAGUUCGGCUGGCGCGCGGUCCAGUCUCUCACUGGAUAUUGACUCAGUGCAAGUGGAGCGACCAGGCGCUGGAAACAGCAAUUUAUUGUUUUCGCCUGUGAGCGGCUGGUUGGGCAAGGAGGAAGCUGCGCGGCAGCCGCCGCCCGAGUUCCAGCUUCCUGACAGCGAGGACGCUGCGCCCUCCUUGCUGGCGAGUGCACAGCAUGCAGAGUAUACACCGCCGCUGCCGCAUGCAGAGGUUAUAAAGAAGAGCCUGCAUGUACGUGUGCAUGCCUCAAAGGAGCUUGUUGGUGAUACCUCAAUGGAAUCGAUCGGCCUGGAAGAUCAGGAAAGCUUUGCGGCUGAACUAAUGACCCCCAGCCAGCAGGAGAAGACUGAAGCAGCAGCAGCAGCAGCAGUCAACUUGGAAAUAGAAGCUGAGAAUGAGCAGCAGGGUUCAGAGGAUAGAGGCUUUGAUGAGGAAAUAAGUUUCAGUGGGGCAGAAGCUUCUGCUGAGCUGGAGGGUUUCGACAGCAUUCCCCUCACGCCCAAGCCAGACGGGGGCGAUGACUCGCUGGACAGCCAGGGUGUAGGCCCCGCAGGAGCAACUUCUGAAAGUGGUAAAAUCCUUGGUGACAUCAUUUCUCUGGCAGAAGAGGAGAUUUCCCUGCAAGAUGACAAUGUUGAGGAAGAACGACCUGGCGAUCGACCUCAUUCAGCAGGAGCCGCUACCUCUGACAGCAAUGCUUGGAUUGGUCAGCCAGCAGAUGACGCAGCGAGUGACGUCAGCAUUGCAUGGGCAGAUCAAGCAGCAGACGUUGUCAUGAGCGACGUCGUCAGCACUGGUGAUCGCACUGCAGCAGGCAUGGAAGAAAGCACGCCAGAGAUUGAGAUCAAAAGAGCAGAGAGGCCACGCUCGGCCAGCCGAUUCAGGGAGGGACUUUCAUCAAUGAGGGCAGUGAAGGAAGCGGGAAGUGCUACAGUUGGAAAAUUCUCAUCGCUACCAAAGUCACUGGGCCGGCUUGUCAGGCACAGCGUGUCUGGCGGUGCAAAUACGGCGGCUCAGACACCCGGCAAGGGCACCAGAACAAGCUCGUUCAGGAACCUGCUGCGGCCUCUUAGCUCCAGAUCAGUCGACUCAUCUGCGCCUUCAAACAGCCGUGCACCUGACCUUUAUGCAACUGUGCGCCCUAGCAGUCCCCCUUCAUUAGUGACGGAGGAAAGGGAGGAAAAGGGGCUGGGUAAUAUGGACAACCCUGUGGCUGAGUCAUGGCUCAGGAAGGCGUAUAGCAUCACAUCGCCCCGGCCGACUGAUCAGGAUGACCUGCCGGUCCUGGAUGUUCCCUCCACCUCAGAUGUGUGGAGCAAGCUGGCUGACACAGCAUCUACUAGCCAGCCAGAGACAGACGCCGGCAUGGCUGUGACAUCCCAUUUCAGCAGCGCAAAAAGGUAUUCCGAUGUGGACGCAAAGUCUUCUGCCCUUCUUCGCGCGCAGGGCAGCAUCAAAGCUUACCGGCGCACGGACAGUUCCCAUAAGUCUACAGAGCUCAGGCCGCCUCAAAGCGCUGCGGCCGCAGCGCAGGGCAGCACACUUGCUGUUGGUGGGGAUGAGUCAGAGGAGUGGGACUUUGAAGGGGAGAUUGAAGCUGCCUCGCCGAAGGGCCCAGCCACAUUUGGGAAAGUGCCACUGGACUUGAGGGAUUUUAGAAAGCCAGAAUCUUCGGAGGCUGGAGGUUCAAUUGUAUUAGAGGAUGUGUCAUUGCAAGAGGAGGGAAAGGGAGGCAAACGGAAGCGAUACUUUGCCCGCAAACUGCGCCAUGACAAUUAG